Diaporthe batatas is the source of this 1608-nucleotide messenger RNA. RefSeq lists its product as uncharacterized. The coding region runs from base 1 to 1608 and encodes 535 amino acids. NCBI's taxonomy places the organism in Eukaryota, Fungi, Ascomycota, Sordariomycetes, Diaporthales, Diaporthaceae. The record is from RefSeq and is a predicted model, not a curated record. The transcript has 2 exons.
AUGCCGGGAGGACAAGUCACCUCACUGGCGACGAAACACCUCCUGCAGCUCAGGGCCCUCUCCGGACCGUGGCGUCUGAUCCGGUCGGUUUCUGAGAGGGUGGCUUCCUUCGGCCUGAUUUACUUCUUUGCGCUCUAUUACGGAUUCCUGCUCACCAUGGUCCUUUUGAUGCCGCUUUACAUCACCUUGGAUUGGACAUUGAAACCCUUGUGGCGGGGCUUCCGGGACUGGAAGGCUGUCCGAGUGGUGGCAGCCGAGCGGAUACGGCAUUCUGUUGUUUCUGUGUCGGGGCUCCUGGUCGACUUGGAGUACGAAUAUUUCCAGGGUGAAUGGCGAAAUGACGCCAGUCCAACACCGUCGCCGCGCCAAAGACUGUUUGCUGCAUUGGAUUUUGUAAGGGAACAGGUGUGGCUCGUGGCCUUAUCAGCCACUACCUUGGAUCUAAGCCGAGCGCUGGUUCACCGCAGUUCUCUGGCUACCAAAUAUUUCCUACGGUCAACACUGGAGUCACAUCGUGUUCCCUCUCUCGUGAAGACCCCUCUCUCAACCGCCAUCGUCGUAGCUGUGCUCGCUGAGGAUGGCGUGAGAAGACGGCUUGCGCAGGCAUGGGUCGCCAUCUUUACGGACCCGGCAAGCAAUCUCGUCACCGAGGUGCACGACACAGAGCAAGGAUCGAAGCGUGAGCAGAAUCAGACCAUAUACGAGCCCCUCCCCUCCCCGAAGGAUAUGAUCCGCGUACUGCGGAUUCUCCCCGGGGCCGGAGGCCAAGCGCUGGAGUGCUCUGUUCACGCGGAGCAGCGGUCCUCGACAAAGUAUGAGGCGCUGUCCUAUGUCUGGGGCGAUCCCACACUCCAGCGCUUCAUCACGCUGGACGGCAAGAGAUACGCCAUCGGCAAGAACCUGUACAAUUGCCUUGUACAUCUCCGGAAACCAACUGCUGAGCGGGACUCAUGGGUUGAUACCCUGUGCAUCAACCAGGCAGACUCCGACGAACGAUCGCAGCAGGUGUUGCUCAUGGGAGACCUGUACAAAAGAGCAGAUAUGGUCAUCGUAUGGCUGGGGCUUCAUACAAAGGGCGUCGCUAAGCUCUUCCGCCGGGCCAGUGGCGAUAAUGACGCCGAUUGCGCCCUUGGUGGUCGCGGGUAUGGACAGUCCAAGAACUCAUCCUGGGCUCUUCGACCGUUGUCCAGUGCGGCAAGCACUCUCUCCCCUGACCUAUUCUGCCAGGUGAUAGACCAGAGCACGAGCCAGAUAAGUCGCCCCGAGCUGGCGAGGACGUUGCACACACAGUACCUGGCGCUCAAGCGCGAGCGCCAGCUCUACCGCCAGCACACCGCCCGCCGGUACCCCCUGCUCGAGCGGGCUUUCACCUUCCGUGGCAAGCAGGCGUCCCUCGCCGUGGACAAGAUGUUCGGCUUCUACGGGCUCCUGGACGACCCUGAUGCGGAGAUCAGGCCUGAGUACGACCUCCACCCCAGCAUCGUGGAGGAGUCCUUCGCAAUCGACUUCAUCAACCGCCACAAGAGCCUCGCGGUGAUCGCAGUCGCCGAGGUUUCGACGUCCGACGAUAAGAAGGGGGCAAUUUCGCGGUGGGAGUGGUAUCCCUGA